Molecule: messenger RNA, 1984 nt
Organism: Linum tenue
Lineage: Eukaryota; Viridiplantae; Streptophyta; Magnoliopsida; Malpighiales; Linaceae
Source: the annotation of a GenBank genome assembly
GCUCGAUUGUCGAGACAAGAGGAUCUUUGUUUUUAAUGGAAAAAUGGAACAAAAAGAAUCUCAUUUCUUCCUCUCUCCUUCCUACCAAAACCAAAAGGAAGAGCAGAGCCAUCCAUCCAUCCAUCCAUUUCUUUAACCAUUUUAGUGCAUUUCACUAUUUCUUCUUUUCUUUCUGGGGAUCGUAUUUCAAUUUUCAAAUUCCAACACGGUGACCGUCAAUAAACGGCGUUAACGGCGACACGGGAGGCGGCACAUUUUGCAAGCACUACUAUAAAAUCCAAGUAACAGAAACAAACACCCGACCCGACUCCCAGCCAGCCAAAACCCAUUAGAGACAAGGCCGGUGAAGAAACGAGAUUACGAGAGAGAGAGAGAGAGAGAGCUUCCUCCUCGAUAAGCCAGGCGAGACGACCUAGCAUUAGCAAGCAUCAGAAUACAACAGAUCGAACCCAGAACUGUGAGCAAUGGGGGUAGACGUUAUGGAUAUCUGCAUGGACAAGGAGCAUGAUUUUGAAAUAGCUUAUCAGAAUGUGGCUUCCCAUGACCCAAAUCAACCUGUUGUCCUAAAUCAAGAUCAUGUGCAUGAAUCCUACGAGCCGAUUAGCGUUGAUGCUGAACAACAGAGUGCAGAAGGGAGCAUUGAGUCGAAGGAGUACGAAGUGAAGGAAUGCACAACCGAAAUUGUGGUUGAAACUAUUGAGUUUUCUCUUGCUGAACAAAGUAAGGAGGACCAGUCUGCUGUAAAUUCAUCAUCUGAGGACGGUUUAGAUGAGAAAGUUAAAUCAGGAACCAAGGCAUCAAAGGACAAGAACAAGUCGCAUAGGUCACCCAAGAAUCAUGCAGCCAAACAUGGAGUUGCUCGAACGAAACACACCGUUCCACAACCAUUUGCCCUAGCAACUGAAAAGCGUGCAUCAUCUGGAACUCGUCCUUCUGCAAAGGCUGGUCCAAAUAAAAAAACUAAAGGAAACAAUGUGCUACGUCCCAAUACGGUGAAACAGAAUCAGCCUUUUCCAGUGGCUAGAAGGCCAUUGCAACCGAAGAACAAGAAGCAUCCUGGAGAAGAAGAUUCGUGUUCUGUCACAAGCUCUACUGGAGCUUCUGUGCAGACAAUGAAGACACAGUCAAUUAUUGCUUCAGCUCCAACAUUCAGAUCUAGCCAACGUGCUGAGAAACGGAAGGAGUUUUACUCAAAAUUAGAGGAGAAACAGCAAGCUCUGGAGGCUGAGAAGACCCAAAACGAAGCAAGGACAAAGGUACCAACAACUCGUGCAAAAUCACCUAAGUUGGGUAGAAAGAAGAGCACUGGUGAUGCAACUGCUCCAUCGGAUACAAACAAGACCAAAGCGGCAUUGAAUCAGGGAAAUCCUCAGGAAAAGGCAAUUGAAGCUGUUACAUUCCUCAAUUCAAAUGGACACAGCCACACAGAAAUUGGCAUCGAAUGUUAAUCAUAGGGUCAGUUGUUCUUAAUUUAUGACGCAAUUGAGGUUCAUGUUCUCAUUGUGUUCCAAACAAUUUGCAUGUCCAUAUGUUUGUUUACUGUUUUUUUUUUUCUUUUCCCUUUACCCAUUUCAAGACCAGUGUAAUGGCUUUGUUGUUGUCUUAUGUUGUUUUCUGUAAUUUAUGGAAUUGUAAAUCUGUGUUAAGUUAAUGACUAUCUAUACAAAGAGAAGCAUCCAUCUUUGGUUUUUCCAAUUAACUUCUUGUACUGUUUUGUUCCCAGCUCUCGUGUGCUAUAUAUUUGUACAGAAAAAAGCAGAGAAAUUGGGUUGGUAAGCAGUAUGUUCAUUGUAAUGUUUCUGGAGCAAUGAUGAGAAGAUGUAAAGAAGAAGAAGAAGGGGAGGACAGGAGGGGCCUGAUCUUUUGUUCAUAUGUUUUUCUCAGGGUGGGAAAAUUGGACGGGGUUACUUAAAUUUCCCCUGUUUUGCACUAUAAUGGCAAGUGCCAUCAUAGAGAUUUAAAGAACAAAGCUCUUACAAUGCGA